Fusarium fujikuroi IMI 58289 is the source of this 2160-nucleotide messenger RNA. RefSeq names its product probable acetyl-CoA synthetase. The coding region runs from base 1 to 2160 and encodes 719 amino acids. The record is from RefSeq and is a predicted model, not a curated record. NCBI's taxonomy places the organism in Eukaryota, Fungi, Ascomycota, Sordariomycetes, Hypocreales, Nectriaceae. The transcript is spliced from 6 exons. Gene Ontology annotation, cellular component: cytosol. Gene Ontology annotation, molecular function: AMP binding; acetyl-CoA synthetase activity.
AUGGCAACCGCCGUCGAGCAACCCCAAGUGCCCCAGGAGCUCAGGACUUCGGCUCCCGAGUCUCUUCCUAAGAGUGCUAUCCCAGCCGCCGUCGCUUCUCCCGCUCCCGCCCCUGCAGCCACCGAAACUGUCUCAUUGAGAGCUGAGGAGACUCCCGCAUCCACUCAAGAGACAAAGGCUCCUGUGGUCGCUGAGGCUCAUCUCGUCGAUACCUAUCACCCUCCUCAGCGCAUGUUUGCUAAGCAUCCCCACCGGCCCCACCUUGCCAACCUCGAAGAGUACAAGCGACUUUACAAGGAAUCCAUCACUCAACCCGAGAAGUUCUGGGCUGAGCGCGCACGCGAGCUCAUCUCUUGGGACCGCGACUUCCAGACCACCCGAAGUGGUUCUCUUCUCAAUGCCGAUGUCUCCUACUUCAACGAGGGCCGUCUGAAUGCCUCAUACAACUGUGUCGACCGUCAUGCUUUCAAGGAUCCUGAUCGUGUUGCCAUCAUUUACGAGGCCGACGAGCCUACCGAAGGUCGUAAUGUCACCUAUGGAGAGCUCCUCCGAGAGGUCUCUCGUACCGCCUGGGUUCUCAAGCAGAUGGGCGUCCGCAAGGGCGACACCGUUGCUAUCUACCUUCCUAUGAUUCCCGAGGCCAUCAUCGCUCUCAUGGCCUGUGUCCGUAUUGGUGCCGUGCACUCCGUUAUCUUUGCUGGUUUCUCUUCCGACUCUCUCCGCGACCGUGUUGUCGACGCCGGCUGCAAGGUUGUCAUCACAACUGAUGAAGGCAAGCGAGGUGGCAAGUUGAUUGGCACGAAGAAGAUUGUUGAUGACGCUCUCAAGCAAUGCCCUGCUGUUGAGAACGUCCUUGUCUAUAAGCGUACUGGCUCAGAAAUUCCUUGGACCAGUGGCCGUGACUUCUGGUGGCAUGAGGAGGUUGAGAAGUGGCCCAACUACUUCCCUCCCGAGCCUGUCGCUUCCGAGGACCCUCUAUUCCUCCUUUAUACCUCCGGCUCUACUGGCAAGCCUAAGGGUGUCCUGCAUACAACCGCUGGGUACCUCCUCGGCGCUGCUAUGACCGGAAAGUAUGUCUUUGACAUCCACGAGGGCGAUAGAUACUUCUGUGGUGGUGAUGUCGGCUGGAUUACCGGUCACACCUAUGUCGUUUAUGCUCCUCUUAUGCUCGGUGUAUCCACAGUUGUAUUCGAGGGUACACCUGCCUACCCCAACUUCUCACGAUACUGGGACAUCAUCGAGAGGCACAACGUUACCCAAUUUUACGUUGCUCCCACCGCUUUGAGACUGCUGAAGCGUGCUGGUGACGAGCAUGUUCGUGGCAAGUUCGCUCACCUCCGCGUACUGGGCUCGGUCGGCGAACCUAUCGCCGCCGAGAUCUGGAAGUGGUAUUUCGAAGUUAUUGGAAAGGAGGAGUGCCACAUUGUUGAUACUUACUGGCAAACCGAGUCUGGUUCUCAUGUUCUCACGCCCUUGGCUGGAAUUACACCAACCAAGCCAGGCAGUUGUUCUUUGCCCUUCUUUGGGGUCGAGCCCGCUCUCAUCGAUCCUGUUUCUGGCGAAGAGAUUCACGGCAACGAUGUCGAGGGUGUGCUGACCUUUAAGCAGUCCUGGCCUAGCAUGGCUCGCACCGUGUGGGGAGCUCACAACCGGUACAGAGAGACUUACCUUGAUGUCUACAAGGGUUAUUACUUCACUGGAGAUGGAGCUGCUAGAGAUCACGAGGGUUUCUACUGGAUUCGGGGUCGCGUUGACGACGUCGUCAAUGUUAGCGGCCACCGAUUGUCCACUGCGGAGAUCGAGGCUGCUCUGUUGGAGCACCACUCUGUUGCUGACGCAGCUGUCGUCGGUAUCGCCGAUGAGCUUACUGGCCAAGCUGUGAAUGCCUUUGUUGAUCUCAAGGAGGGCGUUGAAUCAAGUGAUGCUCUGCGCAAGGAGCUCAUUGUCCAAGUGCGCAAAAGCAUUGGUCCUUUCGCUGCUCCCAAGGCGGUGUACGUUGUACCUGACAUGCCCAAGACGCGAAGUGGCAAGAUUAUGCGACGAGUAUUGAGGAAGAUUGUUGCUGGUGAGGAGGACCAGCUCGGAGACAUUACUACUCUUUCUGAUCCUUCAGUUGUUGAGAAGAUUAUCAAGGCUGUUCACGAUGCCAAGCGCAAGUGA